Molecule: messenger RNA, 694 nt
Organism: Teleopsis dalmanni
Lineage: Eukaryota; Metazoa; Arthropoda; Insecta; Diptera; Diopsidae
Exons: 2
Coding region: 110-595 (161 amino acids)
Source: RefSeq, a predicted model, not a curated record
ACAUUUAAAAUAAAAUCAUCUAAAUAUCAACACAAAAUUUGGCUGUUUAUUUAAAUUUAGGAAAUAAAUGAAGAUUUCGAGAUCAUAAGAGAUCCAUAAUAGAGAAGUAAUGGCUACUAAUUCGAACAAAGAGGAGUUAAACAACAUUAUGGAGGAGCCUGAUGCAGUUAUUGGUGCCUCUGGUGACGAUCUUGCACUUGAGCUGGACGCUUAUAAUAGUGGUACAGUUGACGUGGCGAAUAACACUUUUCGGGAACUUUGUAAAACAUUGGAAUAUGAACAAAUUAAAUUGAGGGAGCUUGAAGCCAGGCGUUGUAGAUUACAGGAAGAAGUGGAUCUGUUAAAGAAGGAAAUUGAUGAAGAAAAGCUCUUAUAUAGUAAGAGCUUGGAAGAAUUCAAUAUUACCCCUAUGAAUUGCAUUGGUGAUGCUGCAGGUGUUUCCAAAGCGUUAUGUUCAAGUGAAAAGGAAUCCGAUAAUAUUUCUGGUGACGUAGCAGCUUUGGACCUUCAAAUAUCUGAUGCGAGCGGAAAAGACUUUAUGAUGUCAUCAACUGACCUAGCAGACCGUGAAAACUUUCAAGAUGAGGAGGAGUGAGCAGUCACUAUCACUAUUAGCAUAAUUCGUUUCGUUGACAGUUUUUUGGAUUUAGUUUUGAAAUUAAAAGUUUACAUAAAAAAGUCAAGUUUUAUUAAU